UAUUUGUAUAGCAAUUACUAUAUGUAUUGAACUGUUAUAUCAAUGAUAUACUAACUUAUCACAUAUACAACCCAUUGACUGACUAACUGACUGACUGACCACCCGAUGACCUACAAUGACCACAACAUUACCGACGCCGUCACCGCUGCCGCCGAAGGACUCGUUCGAUCGGUUCGGCGACGACUUAUCCGGACUAUUGUUAGCUCAGUUGCCGACACUUGCGGACCGUUUUCGCUAUGGAUGUGUUUGCCGUCAAUGGCAGCGAUUGGUUUACAACGGCCAACAGGAACUGGUUAUCGAUCGGGAAUUAGUCGAUAAACUAGAGGCCAAUACAACGGCAGAGUCAGCAGCAAUGGACAGGUUAUCAAAAUUGUUGGCCAAAUGUCCGUUAAUUUCCGCCAUAAAACUCCGUAGAGAUAAUAUAGACUACGAAAUGAUUCACAAGAUUAUGGAUGUAUUGGUGGACAACAACACCGCCGACAGCGGCGGCGGUCAACAAAUCACAUCAUACGAAGUCCGUAGCCGUCAAAGUGAGUCUCAUACAGAUCUGUACCGAYUGGUCGACCAAAUCAAACAAUUUCGUCGACUAARACRUCURGCSAUUGACUGUCCGCUAGUAUACGGUUCGAGUAAUCCAUGCGCUAAUGUAUUGCCCGCAGUGGCCAACAUGUGUCCYGAUAUCCAGUCSCUUAAGAUUCGUGUCAAUUGUUUUGUUGCGGCAAAUCUGCGGAAUAUCUUACGCGAUGUUCAACUGUUUCCGCGGUUAGAACGGCUGAAGUUAGGUCUCUAUACAGUACAGGACGGYCAGCGGGUGUUUUCCGUCAAAUUGUUGGCCAACUGCCCGARACUUAAGUACUUAUGGYUKCAAUGUUCGCCCGAUAUGUCCUUUACGGAUGUCGACAAAAUCAAUGGCCACCGCCGACUCCUGAAGCCGGCAAUUGUUASCACUGGUGAUCCCUAUAAUUAUAACGGUUAUAGUAGUAGUCUUACCGGUAGUGGUAGUGAUAAUGAUUAG
Molecule: messenger RNA, 1015 nt
Organism: Oppia nitens
Lineage: Eukaryota; Metazoa; Arthropoda; Arachnida; Sarcoptiformes; Oppiidae
Exons: 2
Coding region: 116-1015 (299 amino acids)
Source: RefSeq, a predicted model, not a curated record